AUGCUUCAUAAUCUUUCUUUAUCAUCGAAUGCAUCAAUGAUUCGUUACGCGUUAGCAUAUAAGAACUUCAAUCCUAACGAAACAUAUCCAGAAGAAGAAAAUGUGGAAUCAAGUUUUGAAUUAACAAAAAAGUAUUGGAAAUAUAAAAUUGAUUCAUAUAAGAAACAAGAUGAAAAAGCAGAAAGGGAUACUAAAAACAAUGUUUCAAUGGAUGACUAUCAAUACUAUCACGAUUUAAUCCUUUCAUCUAAAUGCAAAAUGUGUGGUAAAGCGUUUACAUAUGCUAAUAAACCAACAUUAGAUAGAAUCGAUAAUGAAAAACCACAUACCAAAGAAAAUUGUCAGUUAAUGUGUUGUUAUUGCAAUGUCGUAAAAUCAAAUAAAGAUGAAGAUGUUCAACGUUUAAGAAUCAAUUUAAGAAAUUAUACAUUAAAAAAUAAUUUACCAAUGACUCUAGAUUCAGUUGAAGCUUAUCACAUCCUCCGUAAUGGAAUUACUGGUGGUUUAUCAAAUGUUCAACAUAGAGUAAAUCUUAAAGGAAUCACGCACAUUAAUAAACUUUCAUAUAAUCCAGAAACUAAAACUGUAUCAAAUGAGGACACUUCCAACAUUAUGACUCAUUUCGUUGGUGUUGACUUUAAUUCAUUAUAUCCUUCAUCAUUUUCAUCUAAUCCUCAUGAUUUCAUUCAAUAUACUGACCAUAAAAUGUAUAUGCCGGGAAGAUUGAAUGGUGUUAUCAUUUGUGAUACAGCAACAAAGAAAGCAAAAGCACUGGGAAUAAUUAAGAAGAAAAAUACUUUAUUCGUGGCUGAAGUAAAGGGUCACAUUGAUGAAAAAUACAUUAAUGAUUACAUAAACUUUUUACCAAUAAUAAGAAACUUUGAUAUUAUCACAGAUGAAAAAACAAUUGGUGGUUUUAUGUAUAAUUACAUGAAAUCAAACAAUCUACCAGUUGACCAGAAACAGAGGAAAUUAACUCA
Trichomonas vaginalis G3 is the source of this 980-nucleotide messenger RNA. Its product is annotated as DNA/RNA polymerase superfamily. The transcript has a single exon. NCBI's taxonomy places the organism in Eukaryota, Parabasalia, Trichomonadida, Trichomonadidae. The record is from RefSeq and is a predicted model, not a curated record. The annotation marks the transcript as partial.